UGUGAAUACAGGUUCUGGGGCUGGGGAGAUACUUUGUGUGACAGUUUAAGGAGUUAAUAAAAAAAAAAAUGUCGGCUCCUCGGCGGCCUCGCACUCUUCUCUGGGUGGGAACUAUGAGGGUGGCGGAACUCACUGUGCGCUGAUCCCCGGGAAGGGUUUCCUUGCGGUACCCGGGCGCGUGACGUUGCCUGGCAUGAGUGACGGCUGCAGUGGGCGUGGUCAGAGGUGAAAACACGUCGCUUGUUUCUCUGGUUGCUGUGGGAACCCAGAGAUGUUCAGUUUUUUCCGGAAAAACCAGGAUGCAAAGAAAACUCCAGCGCCGGACAAAGAUGCAGACGGGUUUGUUUUCCUGGGCCAGACGUCCGCUGAGCAGAGAGACGGAACCCCCCCGUAUCCUGAGACCCCCCCGUAUCCUGAGCCGGAUCUCCCCUACAACCUGCCUUACCAGAUGCCACAAGGAAACGCCUCUCCAUUAAACAGAAAUGACUCGGAAGCCCCUAAGAUGAGCCGCCAGCUGUCGGAGGGGAACCCAGCAAAGGCGGAGCUUCUCAAUGACAUUCCUUUUAUCCUGGCGCCUCAUGUCCUGGAGGUGCAGAAUAUCUGUCAGGAGCUGCCAGAGCCACUCCCAGCAUGCAGCCUGGACGAGAGCUUUUCCAGGUUCCACUACGACUUCACCCUGGAGAACUCUGUGCUGUGUGGGAUUUAAGGGUUUGCUGUGUUUCGCGUUACACGAACCUUCCUGUCUUAUUUAGGCAAUUUGUGUAUUAUUAAAACACUCGCCACCUUCAGCGGAAUUUUACAACCUACUCAACCAGUACUUCCAUGAUGGGCUGAAGCAGUGGUCCUGAGAGUGCAGCCUGUUCAUUAGGAACCAAUGACAUAGCCGAGAAUGUAGCAUACCAAUCCACUAGGCAACAGUGACAUGACAGAGGCAGCCAUGUUGUGGUCUAAAGCAAUAUGAUAAAUAUAACUUAUCAGUCCACUAGGAACAUGGACAUUUCAGAGUCACAGGAUGCAGGCAGCCGUGUUGUGGUCUGAAGCCAUAUUCAUGACACUGCAACGUACCUACUACGAACCAGUGACGUUGCUGAUUCAGGGAAUUGGUAGGCAGGUUGUUCACGAAUAGUCAUCCAUAGCCACAAAAUGGCUACCUCCUUUUGUGUGCAGAUGACAGGUACUUUUACUUGUAUGUACGUAUGUAUGUAAAUCCAAACCAUAUGGCGUUUAUCGGGUCUGAUAACUACUGGACCAGGAGUGCAAUAUCCUGGUUACCCAACAUGCAGUGGUAGUCGCAUUGUGGGAGCGUUGACCGGUGACCAUUAGCAUAAGUCUACGCAAUGCGGUAUGUCCUAAAAACCUGACUAACAAGGAGAAUACAAAAUAUAGCAUUAUGUAUACAUACACUUUUUGUACAUUUGUUGUGUGACAUUGAGUAUAAUUUACCUUUUGCAGUGUAUUACAGUUUUUUGCUGGUCUAUUGUGUUAUGUCUCUUGUGUUGCUGUCUACAAAGAACUUUUAUUACUUGCAAACCCUUUUUACAGCCGUCAGUAGCAACCAGAACAACUGCAGCCAGUGACAUCAUUUCAUAUUGCGCAGCAGACACAUAAUAAAACAAUAGAUACAUUGAAAAUUUAGCAUUUUGUUGCCCAAUUCAAUAAAAGAUAAUAGUCCUUUAA
Pseudophryne corroboree (corroboree frog) is the source of this 1677-nucleotide messenger RNA. It is a transcript of the gene UMAD1, whose product is annotated as UBAP1-MVB12-associated (UMA) domain containing 1. Lineage: Eukaryota; Metazoa; Chordata; Amphibia; Anura; Myobatrachidae. The record is from RefSeq and is a predicted model, not a curated record. The transcript has 4 exons. Bases 272 to 706 code for a protein of 144 amino acids.